AUGAGGCCUAUUGGACCUAAACCUGUACAAAAAGACGUAGAGAAAGCAGAGAAAUUGUCAGUAUGUCAGAAUAUUAAUAAAUAUUUAGAUUUAUCACUUUUUAAACACAGAGGCUUUCUUAUCUAUUUAUCCGGGAAUGUCAUUAUGUUUUUGGGCUUCUUUGCUCCAAUUGUUUUCCUGGCACCAUAUGCCAAGCAUAUGGGAAUUGAUGAGUAUUCAUCUGCUUUUUUACUAUCCAUAUUGGCUUUUGUUGACAUGGUUGCAAGACCUAGCAUGGGAAUGGUUGCAAACUCUAAGUAUGUACGUCCAAGGAUACAAUAUUUUUUCAGUUUUGCAAUUUUAUAUAAUGGUAUAUGCCACAUUUUGUGCCCCUUUGCUAACGAUUACACAGGAUUAGUAAUAUAUGCAGUAUUCUUUGGCUUUGCCUUUGGUAUGGUAAGCAGUGUUCUAUUUGAAACACUAAUGGACCUUGUUGGAGCAGCAAGAUUCUCCAGUGCUGUUGGACUUGUGACCAUUGUGGAAUGUUGCCCAGUAUUAAUUGGACCUCCACUGGGAGGCUUUUUGGUGGACAUAACUGGAAGCUACAAAUACAUGUACUUUGUAUGUGGAAUUAUUGUAAUUGUAGCAAGCAUCUAUUUGUUCAUCGGGAAUGCUAUCAAUUACAGAUUACUUGCAAGAGAAAAGCUGGCAAACAAGGCACAAAAUGCAGAAAAAGAGGCUGAACCUUUGAACACGCCAAACUCAGUUGAUGUAGUCAAAAACCAAUCUAACAAACAGACUAAUUCAUCUGAUCGAGAAACAAGUAUAUAA
Molecule: messenger RNA, 810 nt
Organism: Staurois parvus
Lineage: Eukaryota; Metazoa; Chordata; Amphibia; Anura; Ranidae
Source: the annotation of a GenBank genome assembly